Saccostrea echinata is the source of this 1400-nucleotide messenger RNA. RefSeq lists its product as uncharacterized. The transcript is spliced from 3 exons. Lineage: Eukaryota; Metazoa; Mollusca; Bivalvia; Ostreida; Ostreidae. Bases 114 to 1400 code for a protein of 428 amino acids. The record is from RefSeq and is a predicted model, not a curated record.
CUCGGCGAGUGGCUAUGAUGACAUGCAUUUGAUGAUAUGUCACUGUAGUAUAAAUGAAACUGAAGUAUUGAUGGAGAGACGGACAAACAUAAUAAUCUCAUACUUGAACGAAAAUGGCCAAUGGAAAAUUGGAUGUUUCAGAUAAUGCAGCAAAAAAUGGUACCGGUAUUAUUGUUAGAGAUGAAGUGAAAAUAGAGACGGUCAUCAUCAUUCUUUGGGUAGCGGGAGGGGUCCUGUUAAUGACCCUCCUAAUUCUGCUGGUCUGCAUCCUCAGAAACAACAAGAAAACUGGAGCACAAUGUGCAAAUGGGUCACAUGUUUUGCGGAUUGAUCCCAGACGCGCCAAUCCUCGAGAUGGCCGGUUAAAUCAGGGAUAUUCCAAUUACGAUGAAAUCUGGACAUGGAUCCCUAUCAUACGCGGGAACGAGGGCGAAUGUCCUCGAUCUUCCGUGUACGCCACUCCCACCAGCAAUGACCUACAGCCUCCAUCCUACAACGAAGUCGUGGGGUCACCUGAAACUCAUCCAGCGGCAGCUAAUUCGCAGACGACAGUGAGGACACCAGAGAUGACGACAAUACAGCCAGGAAAUCCGGUUAGUAAUUUAUUUUCUGCAACAAGUAGGUCCUCAGAACAAAUGCCUGCUACUGCUUCGACAGAAGUUGUAGCUGGUCGGACUAGUGAACAAAAUCCACAGAUCCCCAGCGUUCCUGUUAGAACACUGGAAACGCAUAAUGCAGAUUCUGUACCAAGUGGCUCGCCAAGUGUAGCUUCUACGAACAUUGUUGAGAAUGCAAGUCAAUCCAAUCAAAGAUUACAGUCUGAAAGUAAUCGUUCAGACAAUAACAUUGACAGAAAUUGUGUAUCACGACAGAAUAUCAGGACCAGAAAUUGUGAUUACCCAUAUUUGGCACGUGCAAGGGAUCGGGCUGGAAACACGGCCAAUAGUAUUUCUUCUGCGACAGAAAAUCAAGAUCAGUAUCAAGAUGUAAUUUAUCAUCCUGAGCAAGGACUUUAUUCUUUUGUGAGGAACGAAGGGGGUAGACGGGCGUGGUGUGACAUCCCACCCAGUCUCUUAAACGAGGACGGACCCCCGCCUUACACACCCGCACCCGAUUACCCAGGGAGGCAUCAUAAUACCCGCAGAACUUCGUAUAGACAAGCAGUUAACGACAUGCCACCAAGGUAUUCGAGACGAAGUCAAAGGCUUACUGAUGUGACACGAGAAGUCCCACCCGAUUAUCCAGUGUCUAAUAGAGAAACAAUAAAUAGUCGAAUCGAACACGUACAUGGAAAUGUUUCCGCCCCUAUAGUGAGGUAUCCUUGCACGUGCUUGCCGUAUUCGUUUGCUUGUCGUUUGCCACUUCCCUUGUGUCAACUUUUCUUCUUAAACAAUUCUUAA